CACAUUGUAUCAGCUAAAGCUUUGUUUUAAAAGAAAGUUCAAAUCUUAUUUUUUACAGAGAGGUGUCUCAUUUGUGGAAUUUAAAAUUACUGGGAUAGAACCUAAGAAAAAUCUUUCAGAAUGCUGUUAUUGGUAGCUGUUGCCGCAGUUCUUUUGGCGAACGCGGAGUGCUUUACACCUCGAGAUGCCAACAACUAUAUCGAUUAUGUUCUGACCAGUAACUUCGCAAGUGAAGUCCAGUACAGCAGAUUGGAUCCAAUAAAGCUUCCUGAUAUUAAAAUUGACCUCAUAAGCAAAAGAGUUUGGGACAAUAAAGCUACACUUACCAAAGGAGAGUUGCACAAUCUCUCUAAAGUAAAACGAGUCCGUGAUUGCUCUGUUCCACAUUGGUCAUCGGCUAAUAUCACUUUUAUCUGCACUCUUGGUUUCAAAGAGCUGAUAGUUAACUACACAGCAAAUGUUUCAUAUGAUAACAUGCAGCUGAUUUUCUAUCCUGUCACUUCCAUUACAGAAGGUUUGGUAACAAUCCAGAUUACUUCAUCGAAAUAUGAAAAUAUUCCAAGUUUAAGGCUUCUUAUUGUUAACAGUGUAGGAAAAAUGUAUGUUACCUCCAGAAUGAUCAGUGUUGGAGAUGUUUCACAGAUUGUAGGUCCUCAAAUUCGAGAUGCUAUAGUUGAAGCCAGUACUACUAAUCUACAUAAAAUUUUAACUGGGCGCUUUAAAGAAGCUCUUGGUUAUAGUAUUUACAAAACACCUGUGCCAUUUGUUUAAUAAAUUUAAAAAUAUAAAAAUGUGUAAAAUUAAAAGUCACUCCAGUAGUUUGCAGACUGGGUUUCAUCAUACGUCUGUAACUUAUCUGUUAUGAUUCUUGUAAUCUUUUCACUUAAUGUCGAAUUGAGAAAAUAAAAAUGGCAUUGGUUAUGAA
Argiope bruennichi is the source of this 925-nucleotide messenger RNA. RefSeq lists its product as uncharacterized. Bases 121 to 771 code for a protein of 216 amino acids. The record is from RefSeq and is a predicted model, not a curated record. Lineage: Eukaryota; Metazoa; Arthropoda; Arachnida; Araneae; Araneidae. The transcript has 3 exons.